This is a messenger RNA of Strigops habroptila (Kakapo), 2925 nucleotides long. RefSeq names its product shieldin complex subunit 3 (gene SHLD3). The record is from RefSeq and is a predicted model, not a curated record. Lineage: Eukaryota; Metazoa; Chordata; Aves; Psittaciformes; Psittacidae. The transcript is spliced from 2 exons. Gene Ontology annotation, biological process: positive regulation of double-strand break repair via nonhomologous end joining; positive regulation of isotype switching; negative regulation of double-strand break repair via homologous recombination. The coding region runs from base 429 to 1178 and encodes 249 amino acids.
GCCCCGCCCCGCCACCGCCCCGCGCCGCCUGCGCCCGCCGCCGCUGCCUUUUCAGGGCCUUCUGGGAGUUGUAGUUUCGCCCGUCGCGCUGUGCUGGUGAGUUGCAUCCUGGGACAGCUGUGUCCGGGUUCGGCGGUGUGCGCAGCAACUGGGCGCCCAGGGCAGGAUCGUCCCGGCUCCCUCGGCCGAGCGUUUUCGUUUUCCGCCACCGGCAGCGUUUUGGCCCGCAGAGGUGAAGGCUGGCACCAUGGACGUUAACCAGCCCAAGCAGGAGCACUUGCUGGCUCUAAAAGGUCCUGUUUUCCACUGAUCUUUGCAGCACGGGGCAAGCAAGUGCUUAUAAAUAAGAUGUUUCAGUCUAGAUUUGAGAAUCCUAAUCAAGAAACCAUUCCCUUUCUUAAGAAUAACUGGAUUCCUCCUGUACAAGCAUGGAAGUGGUCUUGCAUUAUCGACCACAUCAGAGAGAUCUAGUAAAACUGCAGAACUUUGCAGAAGCAGCAGUGAAGGAGUUUCCCAUUCGUCGGUUACCAAGAUUUACACCCUGGUUUCCAAAUGAUUUAUACAGACUUCCCCUCAAACCAAAAAAGCAGCCACCUGUUAUUUCUUGUGAGGAAGCAGAAGAAUUAAAACGACUUUCUACACCUUCAGAAUGUGUUACAGGAGCUCCUGAUUGUGACUGCACAAAGUACCUCCUUGAGUUUCAGUCUAACAUGAAACACAAACAGACUUUAAUCCAAGCACAGACUGUUCACAGACCAAUUAACUUGGAGAAUCAAGGAGAGCCAUCACCUAAUGGAAAACAAAAAUUGAAAAGGUCUUGGAGUGUCUCUCUCCCUAGCCCUAAGCUUAAAGAAAAGAUCCUUCCUUUAUCUCAAGAACUGCAAAAUAAUUUGGAAAGACUAAAACUGCAUGCAUUUUACAGAGCAAAGUGGACAAUUGAAGAGUCUAUUUGUAAUAAUGAGAAUUUGGAGGACAUCUGGGUAAAGCUGAAUAGACUCAUCAAGCAGAAUGAAUUGCCAUCUUGCAACGCUACUAUCCAAAGAUCUGUGGGACAGAUAUGGAUUUUCUGUGAUAUAUUGUACUGUGAAUAUGUUAGAAAUAUUCUUAGAGAAAAGCUAAGCCUUACUGAUAAGAUGAAUUUACUCGUACAUAAAUUUGGAAUUAUAUUUAGUUUGUAAUCUUAAGAUGGAGAUAAAAUUGCUAUCUGAAGUACUGGAGUUUUAAAGCAGCUUAGGCUAUACAAGCUUUAGAACAGCUGAUUAAUUAAUGAACACAUUAAUUUCUGAUUAAUGAAUUAAUCAGAAAACGCCUGACAAUUUGCUACAGUUUUUUUAGCUGUAAUAAUUAUUUAUUAAGAUGAGCAAGUUUCUGCUUGGCUUAAUACUGCAUUUUAUAGCUUUUCUUUACCCUGGUGGUCUAAAGGACAAAAAUUAAAAUAAAAAUUCCAGACUAUUAUGGCAAGCUGUGUCAGAUAAUAAAAUUAAUUUCAGUUAAGCAAAGUCCGUCCUCACUGUGCUUCUUGGAAGUUAGGAGAAGGAAAAGUAAUUUAAGUGAGUUGCUAUAAUUGCUAUAAAGGUUCUGUAAUUAUUUUGACACUGAGACUUUCAAGAUAUGAUUAUUUCCUGAAAGUAGUGUAUGUGGGUUCUUCAAUGAAGGCAUAACCCUCACAUGAAAUCAGACUUACUUCUAUGCAUGUAUAAACUGCUUUAGUAACAGUUUAGCACUUGCUGGUUUAUGACUUCGGUAAUGAGAUUCUGCCCCUCCCUUCCCCUGGAUGUUUCUGGUCUUCUAUCUCUAAUUAUAUAGGGGAACAAGAAAACACUAACUUCUGGCUACAGGUCAGGAAAUUAAGAAAUUGGACUUCCAUUUGUGAAUGUUUAUUUGUUGUCAUUGUGGAAGGUAAAGGUCUCCAAGGCUUUUAAAGCAUUUUAUGUUAAUGAAAGGCAGAAUUCAGCAUGACUUUUUUUCACCUGAAAGAAUAAAUUGUUUCAAGGCCACGCUGUCCCUGUCCAAUCAGGGGGUCAGUAAAGCAGUUAAAUGGCGAUCAGUAUAACUGUAAGGGUAUGUAUUUAUGUUAGGCACCCCUACUAGCUCCAGAUAAUUUUGCUAUAGGUGGAGGUCAAGGUCUGUGACAUCUGGAAGAGGAGGAAAAUAAGUGAAUGGUAUUUGUAGAUUGUUAGAUUAUCAUUAACAUUGACGAAAUAAAAGUGCAUAUAAGCAUAACAAAGAUCUCUCUGUGUAAAACUAAAUAAAAUCCCCUUGGACUUUUCCUUAUGUUUUUCUUUUGAUGACAUUGUUAUGUCGGAAUAAUUACAUUAUUAUAGACAUUACAUAUCUUCUUGUAGCUUAAAGUUAAGGAUGUUGCUCAGUGUGGAUCAUUGACAUGUAUUUCUAAACUUUGACUGAAUAUUAAGGGAGUCUUAUAUUGACAUUUGGGUGUUUGAGACAUUUGGUAUUACCACUUAGCAAAAUUGGUGUAAAAUGCUGUCUAGAGUAACUUUGAGUCAUUAUUAGUUUUAAAGCUUGUAUAGCCAAGUCAUUUCACUGAAAUUAUUUUUCUGAUCUUAACACUAAUAGUAACAAGGUUUCUUUGUGCAUCAGCAUUUUGAAAGAUAUAAUGGAGUAGGAUGCAGCGUGAUUCAAGUUUUAUUUAAUGAUGUAUUUUGUGUCCAGGAUAUUAGAAGAACAGACCCGAGAGGUUGUUCUGCAAAGAUAGACUAUUUUAUAAUAUUAAUUUAGUAGUCCUAUUAAAUAUGAUAGUCUACAUAUCUUAAUUUGUGCUUUGACUUCAUUCCAUGAUCUAUUCAUUUAUUGUCUUGAAUGUGAAUAAACUUGAUCUGUUAGUAUUUCUGUAGAAACAGGCGGCAAGUACUAGUUUAUAUGGGCUUACUGUAAAUUUGAAUAAAAUUAGGUAACUUCCAGUAA